Molecule: messenger RNA, 13977 nt
Organism: Plasmodium berghei ANKA
Lineage: Eukaryota; Apicomplexa; Aconoidasida; Haemosporida; Plasmodiidae
Product: conserved Plasmodium protein, unknown function
Exons: 1
Coding region: 1-13977 (4658 amino acids)
Source: RefSeq, a predicted model, not a curated record
AUGAGAAAAAGAGGAAAUAUAAAAAUUUUCGAACUGGAAGAAAUAAUUUUUAUUUUGCUAAAUUGCUUAGAUCAAGACAAAAAAUUGAACAAAGAAGUUGUGAACACUCUUAAGACUUAUAUUACUCAUCACGAAUGUGAAAUUUUAAAUUAUGUAUUUUCAUUUUUACAAAUCCAAAAAGUUAGUCAUGAAAAUCAGAAAUAUUUGCUAUACUUAAUAUACGAUAUUAUCUAUUAUAGUGUCUAUAAUAGCUUUAGCAAUAUAUUUGAUGAAUAUUUUGAGAAUGAAAAAAAGGGCAAAGAUGGUAAAAAAAAUGAAGAUAAAAAAGAUAAUGAAAAGAAAAAUGAAAAUGUAAAAAUAAGCAAAAAUGAAAGCAACAAACAGGGAAUAAUGUCCAUGGAGAAUAAUAUUAACGAUUAUAUUAUAGAUAUAAAUAUAUUUAAUAACAUUAUAAAAUACACAUUUUUUGAUGGAGACGAGUAUUGUUUUAUAUACAACAAUGAGUUUGGGGACAAUAAUAAUGACCAUGAUAAUAAUUAUGAACCUAUGGAAUUGAAAGACAAAAUGAUUAAUGAAAAUAGUAGCAAUUAUAGCGUUCGAAAUAUCCGUAAUAUAGGCUCGUUAAACUUUUGUGGCAAUACAAAUAGUUUGAACCUUUUUACACAUAAUAAAAUAUCCUUUUUGAAAUGUGUAAAAAAGGAAAUAUAUAAAAUACUUUUAGUUAAUAAAAAAAAAUCAGCUAGUGAUAAGCUAGUUAUGUGUUGUACCGACAAUAUAUACAAUAAACAUAAUAUAAAAAACUCCGAAAUAAAUAAAAUUAUUAAAAAUAUAAUUAAUUUUAUACUUAAUGAAAUGAUAUUUAUAAAAAAGAAUGACGAAAGGCAUGCCAUAAUGACCAAGUUAUUAAUUCUAUGCAUAAUGAAAGAAGAUUAUUAUUUAAAAAAAAAAUUAAUCGAAAAAAUUAAUUACUAUAUUUUGGAAAAUAAAAGUGAAACUAAUGAAGAUUGUAAAGAUAACGACAAUGGUAAUAACAAUAGCCUUAGUAACACACCAAAAAAAAAUAAUAAUAAUAAUUGUAGAAUUAAUUCCAAUGUAUAUAUAUAUCUAGAUUUAUAUAUAGACAUAUUUAUGCAAGUACCUCACCUUUCUAAAAAUGUUCUUAUUGAUAUAUUUAAAAUUAUAGCACAUUUAAUCCACAACAAUAGUGAUAAUACUACUAAUAAUAUCAGCAAUAAUAGUAACAACAAUAAAAAACAUAUAGAUAUGAUGCAUAAAAUAUUUUUAAAAAUAUUUUACAAUCUUCAUUUUCCUUCCAUUUUAUAUAAUAUAAUUAAUAUGGACGAAAAAUAUAAAAAUCAGAAUUUUAUAAUAUUCCCAAAUAAAAAUAAUGCAAAUGUAUAUAUUGAAAAUAAUGUAAUACAUUUGUCACUUGAAAAUACAAGUGAAGAUACUUGUACAACAUAUACAAGAAAUUCUUCUGUGAAUUCAAAGGUAUGUAAGCAAGUUAGUAAUAGUUAUGUUUUUAACGAUAAUUUAAAUUACAAUCAAUUAUAUCAAGGGAAUAUGAAAAAUAAAGAUAAUAGUAUGAACAAAAUGAUUAGCAAUAAGGUUAGUGAUGAAGACAUGGUUGUUAAAAAUAAUGGAGAAUGUAUUGUGAAUUCAAUUGGUAUUGAAACAGAAAAAGAAGAAAGUAAAACAAAAAAAACAACCAAAAUAAAUGAACGCGCUUUCUCAAAAGGGUCAGAAAACGAGAAUAAUAUUUUAGCAUAUUCCAAAGAAAAUAAUAAGUUGAUAUGCCAAAACAAUAGUGAAAAUUUGGAUAAACAUUUUAGUAUAAACAGUGAAUCACUAAAUGAAUUGAACAAUGGAUUAAAUAAAUUUAGCGGAUUGAGGAGUGAUGAAAAGGAAAAUUCAUAUGAAAAAAAAAAUAGACAUGAAAAUUGUGAUGCAAUACAAAAUAGUAAAAUCGUGAGAGGGAUUAAAAGGAAUGAAUCAUCAAUUUCUCCGAGUAAAUAUAGUGAAAUAAUAAAAACAGGAAGGGAAGAUAUACAUGAUGUAUGCAUACAAAUAUUAAAUAAAUAUUUAAAUAUAAUUUUGGAUAUAAAAUAUAAUCAUGAAAAUUAUACAAGAAUACUUUAUAUUAUAUCAAAAUUAUGUUUAUAUAUAAAUAAUGAUGAUUCUAUAAAAAAUGUCUUAGAAAUAUUUAUAUUUUAUUUCUUUUCAUUUUUCAACGCUACUAUUAAUAAUAUAUUAAUACAUGAUAUUUCGAGUAUAUAUAAUAAUGAUUCAAAAAUACAUAUAAAUUAUAAAGCAUUGAAAGAGUUACCCAAUUUUAAUAUAAUAAAAAGCUUUAGAAUAAUUUUACAACAUUCUUUAUCAAAAAUAGAGCAUAUAGUAAUGUUUACUAAUCAAAUAUUAACACUAAAUUAUUAUUUUUUAUAUAUAUUAAUUAAUCAGAAUUGUUCUAUUAACAAUUCAGGUGAUAUUAUUAAAAAAAUAGCAUCGAAUUUAUAUAAGUGGACAUAUAUAGAAAUUGUUGAAAUUUUUAAUAUCUUUAUAUCGUGUAUUUAUACGAAUAAUUAUGUCUUUAAUUUUUUGAAUGAAAAAUUAAAAUUGGACAAUAAAAUAGAUAUAAUAGCUUCCUUACUUGUAUUGAAACAAUACAUCGUAUUGAUAUCAAGCGAUUUGAGCAAUCAUAAUAUAAGUUAUAUUUCGAAUCAGAAUAUAAAAAAGGAAUACGAUGUAUAUAAUGGGGAUCAAGAUGAUUGGAAAUCUAAUGGUUGUUAUCACAAGGAAUAUACAAAAUGUUUUACAAAUUUAAAUAGCUUCAUAAGUGAUAUACAAAAUAUUAAUGCAAAUAUAGAAAUUAUUAUUCAAAUAAUUUCCACAGUAUGUGAAAGGUUUAAUAAAGAUUUAAACAUUAUAUAUUUGGUGCUUGAAAUUAGCUUACUUUUGUCAUAUAAUGAAUAUUUCAAUUAUUAUUCAUAUAACCCUAAUGUGAUAUUUGGUUUGCUCCCAAAUAUUUAUAGUCCCUUAACUGUUAUGCGUAUUAAAAAUAAGAAAACACAAAAUCUAAUCAUUGACCAAAUAAAAUCAAAAUCCGUUUUCCAAAUCAAGCAAAAUGUCAUUUCAAGCAGUGAAAAAUGUACCUUGAAUAAUAUAAAUUUUGAGGGAAACACAAAAAAUAAUGAAAACCAUAUUUACAAUGAAUUUUAUAAACAAAAGAAAGAUAACAUGGAUGAAAAUACCGAGCAUAUUGAGAAAAGCAAAGAUAAUAAAGAAGAAAGCAGUGUAAACGAAAUAAACACAUGGGCUGUUAUACCAAACAAAUAUAUAAUCAAUAUAUUUCAGCUCUUUAUAAAUAUAUUGUUAAACGAAGAAGAAUGUUCUAGAAUGAAGAAUAGAAACUAUGGGUACUCAGUUGAUAAGGGUGAUAUAAUAUACAUAACUCAAAAUGAAAGUAACAACACUAGUAACCAAUUUUAUAGAAAUGAUAAUACUGUUGAUAAUAAUUGUCUAACAAAAAUAAAUAUCAUCGUACAUAAUCAAAUGUUUUAUGAUAUGUAUGAUCACUUUUUUAUUUAUAUGCACCCAUCAGUAACUUAUAUAAAAAGACUAAUUUCAGAGGCCUUUCAGUAUAACUUUUCUAUAUAUUCAGCACGGGUUUUAUAUCCAUUAUUAUUUGAAUAUUUAAUGAAUAUAAAAAUAAAUUAUAAAAUAGUAAUUAUACUUUUAAAAUGUUUAAAUAUUAUAUGCAUAUCGUUAUAUAAUUAUAUGAGUGUACAAAAUUUAAGGAUCCAUUCAAAUUUUCAUUUUAAUUUUUUAAUUUUACCAAAUAUGAGCCAAAUUAUGUCAAUUCUAUUUAUGUAUUGCUAUCACGAAAAUUAUGUUAUAUCGUUCUUAAGUUUACAAUUAAUUUCGAUUUUAAGAAUUUUUACACAAAAUACAAGUAUUAAGAAUGUUCAAUCACUUACCUAUUUUGAUUUAAUGCUAAAUAUUUUGAAGUGGUGUUUCAAAAUAAAAGACAAAGACAAUAUCAGGAAAUUCGAUAGUAUAUUUUCUGAAGAAAAAUACAACAGAAAUAUAUCGAAGGACAUAAAUAGAAGUGGAUAUAAUAAUACCAUUCAAAAGACAGAGAAAAAAAGGAAGUACUAUAAAAUGUUGAUAAAAUUAUGCUAUAUAAAAAUAGCAAAGAUUAUAAGUAAGAAACUUUUAAAUACAUACCUGAAAUCGUAUUCUUUAAAAUAUGUUAAAAAAAGCACAAACAGAAAAAUAAACAGAAUAAUAUCCACAUAUUUUAAUUUAGAUGUGAAACAGAUUGAAAACCUUAUACAAAGAUAUGAUAUUGAUUACAAUAAUAAUGUCUCAAAUAUGAAUGCGUCAAAUUUGAUGAAUGUUAAUGCGGAAGUAAAGGAAAAUAUUAACAUAACUUUGUUCGAAAAUUUUGAGUAUAUAAAUAAAAAUAUACACAAGAUUAUAAAACUAAGUAGUAAGUUUUUUAAUAAUUAUGUAAAACUAGAAAUAAAUAGUAUUUUUAAUCCUCAAACGUAUGUAAUAACAUUUUUUUGCAUAUUAAUAGAACAGUUAAAAAUAGUUCAGAAUAAUUUAGAGUUUGAAAAUAAUACCUUGUUUUAUAUUACCACAUUAAAUAUGCUAUGUAUAAUUUCAAAAUAUUUGCCAAAAAAUUAUACAAACAUAUUGAUAACAAUUUUUUUCAAACUAAAUCCAGAUGUCUCAAUAAAUGAAAAUGAAAAUUUUCUUUUAUCAUUGUAUUAUAAUUUUUCUUAUAUUUAUAAAACACAUAUUUUUAAUUUGUAUAAAGAAAAAUGCACAACUUUACAUACCAAAAAUUGUAUUGAGUCUAUACAUUUAAUAAGAAAGGAUAUUAAUAGUAUGCAUUUAAAAAAAUAUAGUGAUAACCAAAUUGAUUUUAAUAAUUUUAUGCUUUUAUCAAAUACAUAUAAUAGUGACAUAUCUAAACAAAAAAAUAUUGAAAGUGUUCUAAACUUUAUUUACAAAUAUAUAAAGGUUUACAACAGUAAUAUUAAGAAUGCUUUUGAUUAUUUUAUAGAAGAGAAACAUAAAAAACAGAUGAAUAAUGUUGGCAAAAGCGACCCCAGUUUGCUUUAUAAGCUUAAAAAUGCGUUAGAUAAAAAAAAUCAGGUAAUACAAAAAUUAGUAGACUUAUUAGAAAGUAAAUUAGGAAUAUAUAUUCUUCAAACAGAUAUAAAUUAUUCUAUAGGAAAUAUAUUCAAACAAGAGAUGGUGUCAUAUUAUGUUGAAAGUAUAGUGAACAAAAAAAAUGUUGUAUGGAUGUUAUAUUUAUUAAAUAAUAUAUACUAUUCAGAUAUUGCUAAUAAAAAAGGUAGUGCAUUUUCCUUAUUUGGAAAAUCGGCAAAUGUUAUACAUUCUGAAAAUAUGCGUAAUACAUUAAUUUUAAGUAUGGGAGUGUGCCUUGAAAAAAUAACAAAAACUAUAAAAUUUGAAGAUUUAUAUAAAAUGAAUCAAAUUUAUGUGAAUAAUGAAAUAUUUGCUAUUUAUGUCAAAUGUGUAUAUAAUAACAUCUCAAAAUAUAGUUGCUAUUUCAAAAAUAUUUUUUUCAAUAAAAAGGACCAAUCCCAAAUAAAUUAUGGUGCAAUUGAAAAGGACAUAAUUCAAAAUAGACAAAAAUAUGCAGAGAAAAUGUUUAAAGACGAAAUUAAUCAACAUAUAAAAAAUAAAAAUGAGUUAUUUGCAUUUCUUAACAAAGAACAAAAUGCCACUUAUUUGAACGAUUUUACCAAAUUAAAUUUCAAGGAUGUUAUCCAAAAAUACGCUUGUAAUGAAAAUUACUCUUUUUUUAUAUUCGAACUUUUAGUGGAUCCAAUUAUAAUUGCUCUUUAUCAAGAAAAGGAGCCAUGUUUGCAAAAGACAUUGAUAAAAUCAUUGAAAAAAAUAGCCAAACAAUUGAAAAAAAUUAAAUAUACCAACAAUUUCAAGGAAAACUAUAAUAGCCAGGAGGAUAAUAGCCUCGAAUGGGAAGAAGAAAAUGGAAGCAUAUCAGAUUUGGGAAAGGAAAAAAAAAAAGAGUUUUCUGAUUUCUCUCAAAAAGUGAAUAGAAAAGAGGAUAAGUAUAAUUGUAUUUCAUUUUUGGAUACAAAAAAUAAGGAAUGCAUAGUUGAUGAUAUAUGUGAAAAUUAUAUAAAAAAUAAUAGCAUAAAUAGUGAUAAAUUUUAUUCGUGUCUUUACUUAUAUAAAUUUAUUAUAAUAUAUUCUUCAUUAUGUUGUAUAUCAAAUAUUUCUAACAAUCCCAUUCCAAUAUCUGGAGAUAUAAGCAUUUAUAAUGUGGAUAAAUUCGUCGUAUUUUUUAAAAGCAGCAAUGAUAAUAAUAAGAAUAAUAGUGGAAAUAUUUUUGAAUAUUCAGAUAAAAGUGAAUACUAUUUUAGAGAAGAAAUUAUUAAAAAUAAUAUAAGUGGAAGUCAAAUGGCCAAAAAUGAAAAAGAUCUAAAUGAGAAAAAGAAUGAUUCUUUUUAUAUUAGAGAAAUCGAUAAAGUGAAUAAAAAAAUAGAACAAGAAUCAUUCGAUUCUACACCACCUUUACAAACAAAUAAACAAGAUGGAGUACCUAGUGACAACAAAUUAUUUGAUCGAAACAUAAGCAAUGAUUCGUAUGAAAUUCUUUUAAUCUCUCUGAAAACGAUUUAUUACUGUUUGUAUAUAAAACAGUAUCCUCUAAACAUGCAAACAAUACUCAUAAUUUUUGAUGUACUUGUAAAUUUAUUUUUAAAACUUGUAUUGGAUCAAAAAGAUAAAAUUCACAAAAAACUGAUGGAAAGUAAAAGUAAGGAAGAUAAACAGACAGCUAAUGAGGGUAAAGCAAAUAAUUAUGGCAAACAAAUUGACACUGAUAAAAUAAAGAAUAAAGAAAUCAGCAAUCAAAUAGAUAAAAAAAGAUUCAAAAAAUGGGAUGAAACAAAACGUAAAAAAAAGAGUGAUAAGAAUACGAUCAGUUUUAUUGAUGGCGCAUAUAGCAUUGUGAAAAAAAAUGUUCGCUCAAAAAACUUUGAAAGCAUACCAAAUUCUGUAUAUGGUGAAGAAAUUUAUGAAAAUAUAAACAAAAAUAGAAAAAGAACAAUAAGUAAUGAUAAUAACUAUACUAAGAAACCUUAUAUGAAUAGUUCAAAUAACACGAAUCAUUCAAAGGAUACUGAGCAAAUCGAAAAAAAGACAUCAGAUGUACUUAUAGAUUCAUUUAUAAAUGAAGUAAAGGAUGAACAUAAAAUAAAUAAUAUAAAUGAACAAAUGAGUUAUCCUUUUUCAAAACGAAUUGUGAAGAAUAAUAUGAAUUGUUCGAAAGAUAUAUUCAAAGGGGGAAAUAGAAAUUCAAAUAGUUCGAUAAUAGUAUAUAAUAAUGAAUAUAUAAAAUGGAAUAAACAGAAAGAAAAGAUACUAAUAAAUAAUCGAGUGCGAAAAUUGGAAAAAGAAAAAUGGAUUGGAAAAAAUAAUAAAAUAUUUUAUAAUUUUAGUAAAUAUGAAAAAGUAUCUUUGCUGUGUUUAAAUUACAUUAUUUGCAUUCUUGUUAAAGCUGUUUCAAAUAUGAACUAUUUUCCCUUUAUAAUUAAACUAAUAAAAUAUAUGCACAAUACAUACAUAUCGACAAAUAUUGAUGAAGUUAAGUUUGUAGUGUUCAGAAUAAUAACAGAAAUUGUGAUAAAUUCCCCAUUUUUAUCUCAAAAAUGGAAAACUGAACCUGUAGCAAAUCAUAAAAUAAAAGUGGAAAAAAAAUCCAAUGGAUAUAAAAGUGAGGAAAUUAUGUUGGAUGAUUCAGAUACUAAAGAAUAUAGAGAAGACAGUUAUUUAUUAAGAGAUGAAGAAAAAAAAGAAAAAUAUAAUAAUGAGGUUAGUAAUGACAAUAAUAAUAAAAAUACGGAAGGAAUUAAAAGUAUACUAUCUUAUAAUUCGUCUAAUUUUGAAAAAUAUAUUAACUUAGUUUUUUCUAAUAAUAAUAACAAUAUAAUACCGUAUGAUAAUUUAAUCGAUUUAAAUAAUUCAGAUGAAAAAAGGGAAGAAAUAUUUUUAGAAACACAGCCAGAAAAUAUAAGAACAAAUCCAUCAGAUGAUGAUAAAAGUAGUCAGAGCCAUUACAAUCCCAUAAGUGAAGAUAAUAAUAAAAAACAUGAAAAAGAUAAAUUAAAUGAAACUACAAAAGAUAAAGAUACAUUAGAUAGUUGUGAAGGUGAUAUUUUUAACACAAUUCCUGAAGUUGUAAAACAGGAUAAAAUAUUAGAUAUCAUUAAUAAUAACUUUCGCAAAGAUGAGAAAACAAACUUGGAUAAGUUAGAAAAUAUUAAUUUGAAAAAAUAUGAAAAGAAAAAGUAUAAAUAUGGGCAACCAAAUGGAAGAAAUAACCAAAAAAUAUAUUUAUGUGAAUGUUUGGGUUUGUUAAUCCCGUAUAUAAAAGAUAAAGAACAGAUAAUUCGAUAUUUUAGUAUUUAUUCUAUUUGUAUAUUGAUAGGAAAAUUAAAAGGGUUUAAAAUUGUGAAUAAAAAUCAUUUUAUUUAUUUUUUUUUAAACCCAUUGGAUAUCAUUAUAAAUAUGUUACAUAAAUUAGAUAUGGCUAAUAGCAGAAGAAAAGGAAAGAAAUUCACUAGCAUGGAAAAAAAGAAAACCUAUAUCAAGAGUAAAAUGAUAAAAAGCAAAACAAAAACAAAAUUAAGUAUACCCCUCGAAAGGAUCAAUAAUAAAAAUAAAAACUAUUUGGAUGACAAUGCAAAUUACGACAAAGAUGGAAACUAUAAUUAUGAACAAGCAAUAAAAGGUUCAAAAAUGUUAAACAUCGAAAAUAUAAAUGAAAACAGCUUCGAAAAUGACAACAAAAUUAACGAAGACUCUAAACAUAUUUACUAUAAUGAAAAACUUAUUAAAAACCGUGUUAUGUGUGAACAAUCUAAUAAAAAUUUGAAUACUAUGUCUGAUAAAUUAUUGAAAUUAUGUAAAAAUAAAAAAUAUUAUUACAAAAAAAUAAACAAUUUAUAUAACAUUGAAUUUCACAACGAUUUUUGUAAGUCUAUCGAAAAGAAAAUGAAAGAAAUAUAUAACGAGAAAUACCAAACAAAUAUUACCAAUAAAUUAAGAAAAAUAUUUGUGCAUAAUAAAAGGAACGAAAUAGACAUAAUUAAAAAUUACAAAAAACUUCCUAACAUAAUUAACUAUGUAAUAAAUGAAUAUUUUACAGAAAAAGAGAAGAAAUCAUAUAUAAAUUCCCUUUUCAGUUGUAUUCAUAAUAAAAAUAAAAACGUAUCAAUUUACGGAAUAAAUUUGCUCAUGUAUAAUAUAUCUAAUAAGAAAAUUGACAAAAAUAGUAUUGAAACUGUUAUGAAUAGAAUAUUCAGUGAGUUGUAUUAUUAUACUAAGGCAAAUGUGUUAAUAAAUGUGAGCAAGGAUAUAACAGCAAUAAAGAACGAUAGAAAAAAUAUAAAUGAAAAUGAUCAGAAUAAGAAUGACAACAAUUCCAAUAACUCGAAGGAUCAUGCUAGUGAAAAAAAAGAAUUAAAUGAGACGUUAGAGAUAUAUAGAAAUAUAUGUUUGGAAAUAAAAAAGAAAGAGGAAAAAAAAAAUAUUUUAGAAAAAUAUUUAUAUAUAAUUUUAUUAAUGUGCAGAAAACAUUUUUAUGUUAUGAUAAAUAAAUUAUGCACAUUACAAUCGAAAUAUAAUUAUGAACAUAUAUAUUUUAUAUAUAUGAUAUGCAAUAAUGAAAUAUUAUUAUAUAAAACCUUAGAUUAUUUAUUUUAUAUUUUGAAUAAUUUGAAUAUACUUAAGCUGAAUAAUAAUCUAAGCAAUAUAUUGUCUCUACUAUUUCAUAUACUUAAAUUUAGAAAUAAAUUUAUAAAAAAAUAUUCACAGAAAUAUUAUGUUGAAUUAUUUUUAAUAGUCUUUUAUGUUCUCGGUGUUAAACAGCUAUCUCACAUAAACACUAGUCAAGAAAUUGAUAAAAGCGAACGAGUAGGAAAUAACAAAUAUAAUAGUAAUUUCAAUAGAAAUGGUAGUAUAAUUUAUAAUAAUUUGAAUAUAAAAUCAGUAUUUGAAAAUUUCAGUCUAGACAAAACGAAUGUCUUGGGCAAUUACAUAAAAAUGGUGCCUUCUAGUGUUGAAAAGGAUAACAAAGACGAUGAUAAUAAUAAUAUUAAUAAUGAAACAUUCGGAAAACAAAAUGUUUACGAAAAUGAAAAAAAUUAUUAUAAUGCUAUUGGAAGUGAAACAAAUGAUGAUAAAGAUGCACGAGAAGGAAAUAAUGAGAAUAUUGAUUAUAUGAACAAAAUUGAAGGAAAGAUAUCUUCAAAAUAUAGUGAGGGUGACAAUAAUAAUGAUAUAGAACGAAUAGAAAUAGGUAUUCAAAAUAGUGAAUGUCCAAAAGCCCCAAUUUUUGAAGAGAAGCUAACUAGUUCUCAUUUUUUUAUAAAACGAAAUGGCGAAUUUAGAUUUACAAAUAUGAAAAAAAUAUCGAAAGAAGAGUACAAUAAAAAGAUAUACAAAAAUUAUACUUGUAGUAUAAGUGUAAAUAAUAGUUUGAAUUGUUUAAAUAUAAUAAAAGAAAUAUUAAAAUUAAAUAAAAAGAAAAAAAUAUUAAAUUAUUACAAAAAUAAUAAUCUCGAAAAAUUAUUAUAUUAUAAACAUUCAUUUGAAAGUGGAUUAAUAAAAUAUAUAUAUAUUUUUUUAAAAAAUAAUAAUGAUUGUUCAAAAGCAUUUAAUUUUUUAAAUUUUUUCAUAAAAAGUAAUAACAUAAAUUAUAUAAUAAUUUCCUUGAUCAUAUUGUCCCAGAUUCCUUUGUGUGUAUUUGCACUGAAGGAUAGAAGAGAUGUUGUUUCUGUCAAUACUUCAGAAAUCCCAUCGACAGUUAGCUACUUGUCAAAAAAUCUAAAAAUAAUAAAACCAAUGGUUUCAGUAUUGUAUUACAUUAGCUGUAAAUAUAAAAACAGCUAUGUUACGAAAUAUUUGCACAUAUCAUUUAAGAACUUAUUUAUAAUAUUUAAAGACGUAAUUAAUUAUCAAAAAAAUAAUAACAUGGAAAUAUUCUCUCUAUAUAUAAACGAAAAAUAUGCUUUAAACAUAUUGAACUCUUUAUUUAUUAAUUUAUUCAAUAACGAUCAAAAUUGUAUUAAAAAUGCUUUAAAGGCUUUCAAACAGGCGUGCAAGUAUGAAAGCAAAUUUUGGCCAUCAAAUGCCUGCGCUUCCUUUAUAAAUACCUUAUGUAAUCCGAAUAUUAUUUUUAUAUAUUUGAAUAGUAAUGAAACUAUGGAAAAAAUAUAUAUAUGCAAGAUAUUGUGUGAGGUUUUUAAAACAAUGCACCGCGAAAAGGAAAAUGCAAUCAGAAAAAAAAAUGAACAGAAGACUUUUGUUGAAUUAAAAUCUCAUCAUAACUAUAUGUGCAAUUUAAAAAAAAAACACAUUUAUGAAAUUGCAACAUAUUUAAUGAUACAUUUAGUGGAUAAGAGAAAAAAUGUUUCUCUAAACGUUUGGUUAGCUCUAAAAGAAUUGAUAAAAUUUAAAUUUUCUGAUCACGCAAAGCCUACUUUAAAUUUUUUUUAUUAUAAAAUGUUUGUAUCGGAUGAUGAAAAACAUGAUUUUGAGGAAAAUUAUAAAUCUGCUAAAAAAAAAAAGAAAAAUAUGAAAAAAAGAAAGGACCAAAAAAGGGAUACUCCCAUCAAUAUAAAUAAUAAUACGAAUACAGACACAUUUGUACAAAAACACAACCAUAAUGUUGAUGAGCAAAUAAAGGAUAUGAAUAUGAUAUAUUAUGGCGAAAAAAAACAUAUAACUGAUCAUAAGACACAAAUAGAUGAUACUAUAAAUAAUCCGCCAUGUGAAAAUUUUUUAAAAAAAGAAAAAAGAAAUAAGAAAAAAAUGAGCAUAGUAAAAAGAGCGUACAAUUACACAGACCCAUCCAAUAUAAUAGUUGGGGAAUUAUAUCAAAGUUCCAAUUUAAAAAAUGGAAACUUAUUUGUUUAUAACACUGAUAAAGGUAACGGCGCGACUGAAAAAAAAAUACUUAUAAAUAAUGAUAAAACAAAUAAAAUUAAAAAAAAUAACACGAUAAAAAUAACAAAAAAACGAACAUACAUCACUACUGGUAACAGUGAUCAUGAUAGGAUAAAUAAAAUGAAUAAACAAAUAGGCAAUAGUGAAUCAGAAAAUACGUGCAAUAAUAAAACCCAAAAAAUUAAUAUGUAUUAUUACAAAUUAUUCAUUGAAAUAUUUAUACCCCUUAUAAUAUGCAUAGAUACAAAAAUAUCAUAUCGAAAAAAUUUGUUCAUAAGUAUAUAUAAGUACUUGGCUGAGAAAAAAUAUGAAGAAAAUCAUGCUCGAAAUAAUUCAUUGUUUCAAAUUUGUGACCAUACUGAAUUGUAUAAUAUAUUUUUUAGUGAAAUAAAAUUAAGCCUAAAAAAUAUAAACAGCAUAUAUCGAGCUUAUAUAAUUUUACUAAAUAGUAGAAAAUGCUUUCAUAAAAAAUUAUGGAAUAUUAAUAUGCCCAUAAGUGAAGAUGUAAUGAAUAUGAUAAAGGAGUACAACUCAAAAAGCACCAAACAUCGAGCCGAGUAUGUAUUAUUUGGUGAUUUAAAAAAUUAUAUAUAUGCACAAAAAAUGAAAAAUGAACAAAAUGAUAAUAACAAAAAUGAAGACAGUGGAGAAAUCAAAAAUAAUAUAAUAGCUAAAGAUUUUACCACCUCUAUAACAAAUUCAAUAAUGAACACAUUUUCUGAAACCUUUAAUUAUUCAUAUGAUAAUUUUUUUUGGAACAACAAUAAUUUAAGUAAAUCAAAUAGUGCAGAUAUUUCUAAAAAUCACAAGAAUGUAGCAGGUAAUGAUCAGAGGGAACUCCAAAAUUAUUUAAGUCAAGGUGAAGAUAAUACCUAUGAAUAUAAUAGUGAAAAGUCUGAAUCAAUUCAUAAUAACAAUAUAAUAAAUAAUGAAUGUAAAAACGAUGAACUACAUAAUUAUGAACAAACUGGAGACAGAGAAAAACAAAUAGAACAAAAUUCACACACUUUAAAAAAUAAUGAAGAAAAACAAAAUUGCAACACAGAUGAAAAUUUCAAUUCCACAAAUAGAAAGAAGGAAAAAAAUAAUAUUAAUAUUCGAAAUAGUUACGGUAGUGAACAAAAUAAUGGUAUCACUUUUGAAUCACAACUUAAGGGAAAUUUGAAAAAAUAUAUUACAUCCUUUAAUAAAAAUAUCGGAAACAGAGAAAAUUACUGUAUUUAUAUAUCUAGCAGUGAUGAAGAGGAUGAACUAGAAAAAAAUACCCCGGUAAACUCUGAGAUUGCAAAAAGAGAAAAUGAUACAACAAUAGUCAAUGAAGAUGGUUCUAAAAGAAAGGAACAGACUCCAAUGAAAAAAAAAAAUGUUUUAAUAAAUUACUACGAAAAUCGGAACUAUUUAAAAAGGAAGUUUAACAAAUUGGAACAACUAAAUAAACGUUAUAAUUUUAUUAAUCAAUUUAAAAAUAUACAAAGCUUAAAUAUAAAUGAUAAUUUAUUACACUGGAUAGAAAUGUUGAAAUUCUUAAAAGAAGAUCCUCCGCAAGUUAUAUUAUCAAAAGAUAAUAAAUUUGUUGAAAAUUUUGAUUUUUUUGAAUCAUCACUCGUAUGUUCUUUAACUGUUAUAAAAUUAGUGUCUUUAAAAUUAAAUAUUAGAAAGUUGCAUAAAAUGGCUCGAAAUAGUAUGUUGAUUGAUUCGGAAACUUAUCAGAAAAAUGUUGGGGAUGAAUCGAAUAGCCGCCUUAACAGAGACAAAAUAAUAGAGGAUGAAAAUACACAUGAACAUAAAAUAAUGGAAGAAAUGUAUUAUAUGCACUUAUUAUAUAUAUCAACAAAGCUAGAAGCUCUAUCAUCGACAAUUACUAAACAGUUAUCUACAUAUUUGCAAGGGGAUAAAACGGACCUACAUUUUCCUAUAAUUAAAUCAUUGUCAAUUCUUUCUAUUUUGAAACCGUAUUCCUAA